AGGAUUUUUUUCGUCGGGGUUGGAGAGAGGUGGUAUAGAAAAAAACAAAGAUACAAGAACUUCUCCACUACAACCUCCGACGAGAGGACCUCGGACGAGCGGAGCAACAUUAUGCGACCCGACACUUCUCGCGACCCGUCGUGCUGAAAACAACAUGCGACAGCACAGCAACUCACGGAAAGAAGAUGAACACGCGGAAGAAGUUCUACUUUUGACCACUUUCUUUCUUCACUGUCCUCGUUAAUUAUAGCCUUGGCGCUAUGGUAGCAGGCGAAUGUCCGGCACGACAGGGGAAGCAGUAGAAGCAGCGUGCAACGACGACCUGACAGAGGACAUCAACGGAGUAGACGUCCCCACUGGUCGGAUCACUCGUCGCAUUUCUACGCAAACCGACUUCGGCGAAGACUACAGCGGCGCAAGCUUCUCCCCACAGCAGCAGCAGGACCAGCACGACCACUUUUCUUCCUCUCUCCACGACCCGGUCGCACUCGCUGCCGUUGCAGCCGCGAGGGACAGGCAUCAAGUAGAGCACAGCGUUUCUGUGGAAGAGCCGGUAAACUGCUGCGUCUCCGUGACCGCCAAGCGGCUGUGGUAUUCUGAGUAAAAACGUCCCCAUACGACCAGAGUCAAGAUGGAAAAUCAGCUAGACAAAUCGGCCAACUUUGGUUGUUUCGCAUGACAAGUUUCGAUCCUUGUAGUGUAAUCCUGUUUAGCUAGUUCAGCAGCAUGACAGGUCUAGCAUAUCAUGCCACUUCUAGCAUCACAAAUCCCAAAGCACGACUAGAAAAAGCCUCGCAUGGGGCUUCGCAUGAGAACCUUUUUCGGCAUGCAGAUUUGCAUGACAGCUCUGGGGCGGGGAUGUUUUUACUCGGAAUAUGUGGACCAGCAUGUUUCAGCGCGCUGCAGCUCCGGCGUUGCCGCCCUCCAACCUGCGGGCUGUAUCCUGUGCAAAAGUACUAUCGUACUCGUAGUAAUCGCAGUCAUGCAUUACAAAUCUCCGUCCCAAGGUUAAACAGCAUGACAAAUUCCAUGCGUCAUGCUGAGCUAAUUUGUAUUGCAAUUAGUACUAGCACGAUACUUUUGCAAUUCAUAGGCGGGGACAAGCGGCCACUCAGUAGCAGGCUCAACCAGCAUCAGCCCGAAUGAACAGGAUUACUACACCGUGCGCUCCUACCAGACCGGUAUUCUGAGUAAAAACGUCCCCACCCCAGAGUUGUCAUGCAAAUCUGCAUGCCAAAAAAGUUUCUCAUGCGGAGCCCCAUGAGAAGCAUUUUCUAGUCGUGUUUUGGAUUUUGUGAUGCUGGAAUCGGCAGCACCGUAGGCUAGAUCUGUGAUGCUGCUGACCUACCUCAAACAGGAUUGCACUACGAGGGCAAACUUGUCAUGCGAAGCAACUACAGCUGGUUGAUUUGUCUAGCAGAUGUCCCAUCUUGACUCUGGUGUGGGGACGUUUUUGCUCAGGAUAACCGGGCUUCUACCUGGUUCGAAGACCUCCAGUCGCGGGUCCACCCCGACCUUUCAGUCCGCCUUGCAGAGUAUGCAUUGCAAAUAUGUCUGGAUGUCUGGAAGGGUGUGAACUUGUGAUGCGCAUUUCACAAAAUAUACAAAUCUCUCAUGCGUAGGCAGCAAAAGAUUUACUGCCACCAAAGUGGGGGAUUUGUCAUGUGGAUUAGGCAUUUAUAAUUGCGGAAUCUUCAUCUCCAAACCUGUGAUGCUAGGGCUUUCAUGCCAGAGCCUCUGUGUCAUGCAAAAACUACAGCACGACUUCUUCCAGACCCACACAUAUUUGCAUUUGAUACAGAGUCCGUUCGGGCAGAGCACGUCCGGAAAGAUGUUGGCCACCACGACCCCGCAUGACCACGUCCAGAGCGGGACACCAUCAUCAACUACAUCAUUACUCACCGCUAUGCAGCAGCGACACACCGUGGGAGGAUCUUCUGUCGGAACAACAUCUUCAAGUUCUGCUUCCUCUUCGCACCUGCUUUCCCAUAGCAGCAGUGGCUCCAGGUUGCAUCAUCUUCACCAGCAGCAGCUGCGCACUGCGUCGCAAUCGACGACGU
Amoebophrya sp. A120 is the source of this 2060-nucleotide messenger RNA. The record is from the annotation of a GenBank genome assembly. Lineage: Eukaryota; Dinophyceae; Syndiniales; Amoebophryaceae.